AUGUGGCAGUUGGCAUUGGGAUUGGGUCUCAUUCAACAACUGAGCUUGGCCAUCAUUGUGGAGCGCAACAUGUUUGCAUAUUACAAAGUGCCGGCAACCCAGUUACUCUACUCCCAAGAUUCGGAUCUGGAUUUCGAUUCACAAUCCCAGGAGAUUACUAGCUUUGGUGAAAGCCAGGUCAACGAUCUCUACUACGUUCUGCAGUGUCCACCAAAGUUGAAUGAGGCUAUUCCCAAGCCGCAGGACAUGCAAACCUGCAGCGUGGUAGACCAAUAUCGGGGAAUGUGGAAAAAGAAGAAACCGAAACCCAAGAAACGCUACCACAUGAUACCAUUCCGGAUUGUUCUGCGUCCAUUGGGUCCACCAGCUAAAAGGAGAAGCCUCAAACGUCGCAAACGCCAACAUAAAGAUCACAAGUAUACAAAUAUAAAGGCUUCUUAUGAUCGGAAUCCUCUGAAGGUUAAAAAGGAGGAGGUAGUUAGUCCACUGCAAUACCUGGGACUCCCUCAUAAACGCCAGAAGCUCCUUAAACUAUCCGCCGACCAUCGCAAGUUCAAACGCGGCAGCAGUUCAAAAGGCCAUCAUCACAUGUACCAUCGCGAUGAGUCCUACAACGAUCACAUUUUCUACGACGAACUGGAGGACGAUGGAAAAUACCACAAAUUAGGAAAAGAAAAAUUGAAUUAA
Drosophila ficusphila is the source of this 687-nucleotide messenger RNA. RefSeq lists its product as uncharacterized. Bases 1 to 687 code for a protein of 228 amino acids. Lineage: Eukaryota; Metazoa; Arthropoda; Insecta; Diptera; Drosophilidae. The transcript has a single exon. The record is from RefSeq and is a predicted model, not a curated record.